Molecule: messenger RNA, 297 nt
Organism: Thermothielavioides terrestris NRRL 8126
Lineage: Eukaryota; Fungi; Ascomycota; Sordariomycetes; Sordariales; Chaetomiaceae
Exons: 1
Source: RefSeq, a predicted model, not a curated record
AUAUUUAUCGACGAUAUUAUCAUCUUCAGCGACAUUACAGAUAAGUAUACUAAAUAUCUAGAAACUAUCUUCAGUUUAUUUGAGAAGAGGAACAUCUCUAUUAUACUAGCUAAGUCGUAUAUUAUAUAUCCUAGUAUAGAGCUACUUAGUUUCUACGUCGAUAGAUUCGGAUUAACCAAUAUAGAGCACUAUAUCGCCACCUUUAGAAACCUCGCCUUUCUAAAUAACCUAAAGGCUCUAGAGCAGUAUAUUAGUACCUUAGGAUUUCUACGCUAUCUAAUCCUAUACUAUGUAUAG